Messenger RNA from Cucurbita maxima (winter squash), 2161 nucleotides. RefSeq names its product probable rhamnogalacturonate lyase B. The record is from RefSeq and is a predicted model, not a curated record. The transcript has 16 exons. Gene Ontology annotation, molecular function: catalytic activity; carbohydrate binding. Bases 69 to 2114 code for a protein of 681 amino acids. NCBI's taxonomy places the organism in Eukaryota, Viridiplantae, Streptophyta, Magnoliopsida, Cucurbitales, Cucurbitaceae. Gene Ontology annotation, biological process: carbohydrate metabolic process.
UCCAUUUUUUCUUCUUUUUUCUGCUCCUUUUCUAGUUUUAUACUUUAAUUUCAGGCUAAUUUCUUUAAAUGAAGCUAUGGGGUUUGGCCCUUUGGUGCACAGCCAUGGCUGCCGCUUUCUUCUUCUUCUUCUUUCCUCUCCACCCCAGUACCAAUCGGAUUCCGACCACCCCACUAAGUAGUAGAAACUUAAUGGGCAUGAACAUCAACAAUUCUUCGGGGCAAUUCAAAGUCAGACUACAAAGAAGUGGUGGAAAUGUCGUGAUGGAUAAUGGUAUUGUCCAAGUUACUCUGUCCACCCCAGAUGGUGACGUGGUUGGAUUGAGCUACAAUGGAAUCGAUAACAUUCUGGACACCAAAACCGAAGCGCCGAACAGAGGCUACUGGGACGCCGUAUGGAACAACCCAAACGAACACAUUAACACUGACAGAUUACUAGGAACCACGUUUAAAGUGAUAGUAUCCAACGACGAGCAACUGGAAAUCUCGUUUGUCAAAACAUGGAGCGUUGCAGUUGGGAACAAGAACGCCCCUGUCAAUGUAGACAAAAGGUUCGUGUUGCUGAGAGGAAGCUCUGGGUUUUAUACGUAUGCCAUAUUCGAGAGGCUGACCGGGUGGCCGGAGAUUGAAAUGGAUCAAGUUAGGAUCGUUUUCAGACCUCAGAAAAAAAUGUUUGAUUACAUGGCUGUAUCGGACAGUAGACAGAGAGUGAUGCCGACAAUGGACGACCGAGAUAAUGGUGAUCCAUUGGCGUACCCUGAGGCUGUUCUUUUGACCAAUCCUGCCAAUGAGAAACUCAGAGGAGAGGUAGAUGACAAGUACAUGUACUCAAUAGAGGACAAGGAUAACCUAGUUCACGGCUGGAUCUCCAGAAAUCCACCGACUGGAUUCUGGAUGAUCACUCCUAGUGACGAGUUCCGCGUCGCCGGUCCGGUCAAGCAGGAUCUGACCUCCCACGCCGGCCCCAUCACUCUCUCCAUGUUCGUUAGCACCCACUACGCUGGAACGGAUGUGGGCAUGAAAUUUGCAAAAGGAGAGCCUUGGAAGAAGGUCUUCGGCCCUGUAUUUGUCUAUCUCAACUCUGCUUCCCCUAAGGAGGAUUAUCGUUCUCUAUGGCAAGAUGCCAAACAACAGUUGGCAACGGAAAUCAGUAAGUGGCCCUAUACGUUUCCUCAAUCAGAAGACUUCCCUUCUUCUGCCCAAAGAGGGAGCGUCGCCGGCCGGUUACUAAUCCGUGAUGGGUCUAUUAGCGACAGACUUUUGCGUGCGAGUAAUGCUUUCGUUGGAUUGGCAUUGCCUGGUCCUGUGGGAUCCUGGCAAAGGGAAAGCAAGGGCUAUCAAUUCUGGACUCAAGCUGACAGUCACGGCAGCUUCUUAAUCAAUAACGUCCGAGAAGGAGUUUAUAAUCUUUAUGCUUUUGUUCCUGGCUUUAUUGGAGACUACAAGUAUGAGGGAAAUAUAACAAUCAAGGCUGGGUCUAAAACUAAAUUGGAUGAGAUGGUGUUUGAUCCGCCGAGACAGGGCCCAACCAUCUGGGAGAUCGGCAUUCCCGACCGCACAGCAGCGGAGUUUUAUGUGCCCGACCCUUUUCCGACUCUCAUGAAUAAACUAUACAUUGACCAUGAUGACAAGUUCAGACAAUAUGGGUUGUGGGAACGUUAUGCGGCUAUGUAUCCAAAUAAUGAUCUUGUGUUUACUGUUGGUGUGGAUAAUUAUACCCAGGACUGGUUCUAUGCUCAUGUUACCAGGGAUGUGGGGAAUCAAACAUACGAAGCAACCACAUGGGAGAUCAGAUUUUCAUUGCAAUCUGUGAACCAAACGGCAAAUUACACACUGCAAAUUGCAUUGGCAUCUGCUGCUGAUUGCGAAUUACAGGUUCGGUUAAACGAUAAAAAGUCGAGCCGACCCGGGUUUACGACAGGAAGGAUCGGAAGGGACAACGCAAUUGCAAGGCAUGGGAUUCAUGGGCUUUACUGGUUAUACUCGGUGCCUUUCCCUGGCACUCAAUUUCUGAAAGGGAACAACUCCAUGUAUUUCACUCAGGCAAGAGGCCAAGGCCCUUUCCAAGGUCUCAUGUACGACUACGUUCGACUCGAAGCUCCACCUCGAACAUAAUCCCCCCGUCUCACUCACACAGUGUUUUACAAUUUUUUUUUUUUUUU